Molecule: messenger RNA, 2520 nt
Organism: Arabidopsis thaliana (thale cress)
Lineage: Eukaryota; Viridiplantae; Streptophyta; Magnoliopsida; Brassicales; Brassicaceae
Exons: 4
Coding region: 1-2520 (839 amino acids)
Source: RefSeq, marked reviewed
AUGUAUAAUUGUUUACGAAAUUCGAGACUAAAAGGGCGCUUGGUGGAUGAUUACACGGAGAAUUGUGGUGGCUUUCAAGUCAAAGACUUCGUCAAUAAACCUAUCUAUGAUGUUGUUGGCGAUGAUGUAUCGUCUACAAAACGCACCUAUGAUGGGGAUCCAAAAAUUGGCGUCAAAGAUGAUGGAUUUAAUGAUGUCAAAAAUGAUGGAUUUGAUGAUGUUGUUUCCAACGCGGAGAACAUCGAUGAUUAUUUCAACACACAAGACGUUGACGAUAACGACAAAGCCGUGGCAAAUAAAAUCGACGAUGUAAAUGUUUUUGUAGCUGUUGUUGAAGAUUGUGAUUCACAUGAUGAUCCAAGUCAAGACGAAGGCGCUAGCUUUGAUGUUACAAAAGUCGAUGAUCUAGUUGAUAAUGUUAAUCCCUUAGAUGUCUUCUCUAAUGUCUUUUCUCCGGUUGAUGAUGGUUGUGAAGAAGACGUCUACAACACGGAUUUUAUCGGAAAUCAAGUGGUGGAAUACAGAAGACUUUCGUCAAUUCAAUAUGAAGUAGUCAUCACUAAUCAUGACAAGGAGUUAGAUCUCUGUAACAAGAUCUAUGGUACUUUAAUUUCUAAUAGCUAUAAAGAGGAAAAUCCUUGCUAUGUUGAUUCUUACAGAGAGAUAACUGAAGUUGAGUGUGCAAAACCUUUCAUAUUUUCUCGUCAUUGUGGGUUAACUAGACAAGAUUCACAUGUGAGCUACAAAACUAAUAAAACAGAUGAGGGAGUAUAUGUGUGCAGCUCACAGAUGGAGUUUAUGAAUUGGGCUUUUGGAAGAGAAGAUCCAAUUACAAUUUCAUUGUGUUGUAAAAGUGACGUUUCUGAUGUUUACGGUGAAGACGUAAAUGUCAUAUAUCACACUGAUAUUUUUUCUAGCAUGGGAGCUUUGCUUACAAUGGUGGCUUUAUGUGUUGAAAAUAUUCUAAUGGUGAGGCUAUUAACACAUGAGAUUAACGAUGUGUCGUCUGCGGUCACCAAUGCUAUGAGUUUUCUUCUCAAUGUGUAUGGAGCCAUAAUUACAGCAACUUUUGAAAGAAGAGGAAUAUUUCUGUUGUUGUUUGAUGUGCGCCACGAGCCAAAAAGUGGCCGGAGUAACGUAUUUGAUACUAAGCGUUGCCAUGAUUUAGUACAAGAGACAUCAUCCUCGAUCAAUCACCAAUGUCAAGAAGAGAUGGAAUGGUGCAGUCAAGUGGCAGCGUUGAUCGCAUCACUUCGGAGCAGAAUGAGCCAGUAUUGGUGGGAUAGUUCCUCACAAGAAGACUUGUUGAUACUAAGCCGUCAGCGGCCACUAGGGAAUUACAAGAUCAAAUCCAAAGUCAUAGGUGGUUUUCUCAUGCAUGUUUUGAGGUCUUCUAUGGGGUUCUCAAUUCGAGUCAUGACUUGUCGUAGAUGGAAGGAUAGUUUGUUAUAUUGCGGUAACAACAACUCUGGGGAACUAUAUGAGGAGCACACUGAUGGUGAAAAAUAUCACCUUUUGGUUGUUGUGGGUUCUUUUGGCGGUGUAGUUAUGAUUGGUGGCUUGUCAAAAGUCCAUAUUUUGCAUCACCACCAGGUUCUCGUCAACAUGGAGUCAUCAAUGGUUCAUGUGAUUUUUGUGCUGCUUCAUCAUGUUUUUUGGAUGGUGUUAGUCUUCCCGACUACAUCGAUUUCAAGAGAGUCUCGGGCGUCUUUUAUUUGUUGGAGUGAAGUUGCUUGCGAAUCAAGAAAACUGUUGACUUGUGGAAAGUUAAGCUUCGUAGUGGCUUGUUUCUCUACAAAUGUUCGUUUCUUGGUGGGUAAGGAGACUACAAAUGCGCUUGUUCUUGCAUUGAUGUUGAAGUUACAUGCUCUCAGCUUGGAUAUUAACUCAUCAUCACAUACUCUACCGAAGAUCACACACGGAAUGUUCAAGAAGAUAUGGCUUUGUUUCUUGGGUGACAGUAAACGUUGGGAAGAAAAGUGUUGUUGGGCCGAAUUUGCAAACACGUUUAGCUAUGUCUCUGAACACGUUAAUGUAUUCAACACCAUCCUGAUCAAGAUUCGCGGUGGAAUCUUCUCCUAUAGGGGGAAAACAACUAAUGCAAUGGGAUUUUGGAACAAUCAAUGGAACCACUUGCAGCCCUCGUGUGCUCUGAUUAGAAAGCAAUAUACAAGUGAUGUGAAGACGAUCUCUCCUGCAAAUCAAGAAGAAGAAGAUUUGGAGGGCAUGAUGCAGCGCAUCAAGAAGACGAAUGCAGUCAAUGUUGUGUUCAUGUGGAAGUUACUUGAUUUCAGCUUGGAUAUGCCGCCGACAAUUGAAUGGAGAGAAAAGAUCUGUGAGGUGAUGAGUUUAUCCAAAGAGACAGCGGAUAUCUUGGUCACAUGUGUUCAAAGAAUCUUGGACUCCACGAUUGUUUUAACAAAGGCUUUAUAUGGAGGAACUCCUAGCAAAAGAAACGCCAUGAAGUUCUUACUCGAAAGUAUUAUGAAUUGGUGGACAAAGGAUAUCUUCAAGAUUUAG